Molecule: messenger RNA, 1953 nt
Organism: Ostrea edulis (European flat oyster)
Lineage: Eukaryota; Metazoa; Mollusca; Bivalvia; Ostreida; Ostreidae
Exons: 5
Coding region: 1-1953 (650 amino acids)
Source: RefSeq, a predicted model, not a curated record
AUGCCGAGUUGCAGUAUGUAUUCAGGGAUAGAUCAUGACUACUUUAUUUUUUCAGAAAAUAGGCCACAAAUUCCAAUCCCGGGUAGUGAAGAGGUUUUACAUUUAAAUGACAACUUGACGACAACAGAAUCGAAUGUCACACAAGAAAUUAAUCUUGAUAGUAUUGUGUUGGAAGAAAUUUCCUUGAACAUGAAGGAGGCUGAUGAUUUUAAUGCAGUGUUAAAGGAAAGCAUCAAUGUUGACUUGGAAGUUGAACAACAAAGUAGGUAUUUUACAUCGUUUGGUCUACAGAGAAAUCCCACAAUAGGAGAUGGUAACUGUCUUUUCCGGGCAAUUAGUUUUUCCCUUUAUAGUCAUCAAAAUAACCAUCUUCAACUCCGAAAUCUGGCUGUGGAUACACUUAGAGGUAAUGUAGGUUUAUUUCAAAAUUAUUUUCUUGAAGACAGAGGUACCCCUGAGGAGCAAAUUAAUGUGUUAAGUCAGCCUAAUACUUAUGCAGGCCAGGAGUCUAUUUUAGCUUUGUCAAUGGCUUUGAAUAUAAAUAUACUGGUAACGUUUGGCAGUGACACACUUGACAACCCAGUCACUACUUAUGAAAAUACAUUUUCUGAUGGUGAGCAACCUCAACAAACCAUCCAUAUUGUGUGGCGGCGAGCAGGUGGAGGUCAUUAUGAAUCUGUGACAGAGAAAGGAUCUGUAGACCUACCCAGAUCAGAUUCUGUAAGAAUUGAAGGUCAAGGUCAUGGUGGUAAUACAAGGCCAUUGCAUACAAACUUUUCAAGGCCUGUGGAUAUGGAAAAAUUUAUGAAGAAAUCACCUACGGCAAAAUCUACACUGCACUCAUAUGUAAAGUCUGAGGACAACAUCAAUAUUCAGACUGAGGGAAGCAAUACAUUGCUGUGCCCAAAAUGUAAAAUAUCUCUUAAAUCAAGAGCUAAUUUAAAGAAACAUAUGAAUAAAUUCCAUUCAGAUAAGUGUGUUUCUCAUACAAGCAAAUCCAAGAAUAAGCUUCAGGCAUGCAUGAUAUCUACAUGUCAAAUGAAGUUCCAAUCAGUAGACCAACUUCUGGAACAUGCUAUCAAUGAACAUAAUGCUGAUAUAAAAAUAGAUCAUCGUAGUUUUGACAAUUUAGAUCAGUUUUCAGAUUUUCGCAGUAAGGAGGAACUGUCAUCUAAUACAAGGUUUGUGCGGAGGUCUCGUCCCCAAGUUAACAAGAAAGGAGAAAAGACGUAUUCAUUAGUAUGUCAUCGUAAUGGACCGGUAAGAUCUCACCAACCAAAGGGAGUGCAGGUCAAGACAUCACGAAAAAACAAAAAAGGUCAUUGCCAAAUUAGCAGAUUGUGUCCUGCACGGCUAUCUAUCUGUGAAGGACGCGAUGGGAAAGUUACAGCUAAGUAUGUAAAAUCCCAUACUCAUUCAUUGUCAUUUGAACAAUGUAAGUAUUUACCUAUUCCUGAUAGUUUAAAGUCAGAAAUUCUUAAUAUGCUUGCGCUCAAAAUUCCGAUUACAAAUAUCAUGGACAAAGUUCGAGAACACUUUAGUGACAGGAAUAGCAGGGAUAAUUUAGAUGAUUUAAAAUAUUAUCAUCUUAUAGACAGAAAAACUCUCCAUGGGUUAAAAAGAAAACUAGCUGAUCCAACUGUUAUUCAAGACAGCAAUGAUGCUUUGUCCACAGCUUUAAAGGUAGAGGCUUUGAGUCAGGAAUCAUUUAAUUCAGUUUUAUUAUUUAAACAACAGGGAAAUGAAGAUCCUUCCAAAAGACUCAACAAAGAAGAUUUCAUUUUGGCCAUCAUGACAAAGCAACAACUGGAAAUGUAUAAGAAAUUUGCAAGCAGAAUUUUAUGCAUGGAUUCCACCCACAAAACAAACAGCUAUUCCUUUAAGCUUGUGACACUUAUGAUGGCAAUGGAGAUCCUGAUCCUGAGUAAUGGUAGAUGGAUUUUGGAGCUUUGA